UCCCUAGCGGGUUAUGGCUCCGCUGCGCUUCUCCGCCAAUGUGUCUUGGUUGUUCCCCGAGCUCUCCGGCCUCCCCGCGCGGUUGCGAGCAGCGGGGAGCUCGGGCUUCGAGGCCGCCGAGGUCGCCUGGCCGUACGUGGAGCCGCCGGAGGCGCUGGCGCGCGCGGCGCGAGAAGCGGGGUUGCAGCUGGUGCUGAUCAACACGCCUCCGGGAGAUCGAGAGAAGGGGGAAAUGGGGCUGGGGGCCGUUCCCGGGAGGCAGGCGGCCUUCCGAGAGGGGCUGGAGCAGGCUGUGCUGUACGCCAAGGCUCUAGGCUGUCCCAGGAUUCACCUGAUGGCCGGCCGGGUACCACGGGGUGCUGAGCGAGCGGCGGUCAGGGGUGAAAUGGAGGCAGUUUUUCUGGAGAACCUGAGGCACGCCUCUGGGGUUUUGGCUCGGGAGAACCUCGUGGGACUGCUGGAGCCCAUUAACACCCGCAUCACCGACCCCCAGUACUUCCUGGAUUCACCCCAGCAGGCGGCGGCCAUCUUACAGAAGGUUGGAAGACCCAACCUCCAGUUACAAAUGGACGUAUUCCACUGGCAGAUCAUGGAUGGGAAUCUGACAGGGAACAUCCGGGAGUUCCUGCCCAUCGUUGGGCAUGUGCAGGUGGCCCAGGUCCCAGGCCGGGGGGACCCCGGCAGCCCUGGAGAGCUGAACUUCCCCUACAUAUUCCAACUGCUGGAAGACGAAGGCUACAAAGGCUUUGUAGGUUGCGAGUACCAGCCUCAAGGAGACACAGUGGAGGGCCUGAGUUGGCUCCGAUCCUACUGGGAUAGGCGGGGCCGCCCACAGGCUGGCCAGUGAGGUUCUGCAGUCCACCCACGUGCCUCUCUGGGACAGCGAGUUGAGCAUCCUGUCUCCUCUGAAUUAAAGACAACCUG
Pteronotus mesoamericanus is the source of this 924-nucleotide messenger RNA. RefSeq names its product hydroxypyruvate isomerase (putative) (gene HYI). Lineage: Eukaryota; Metazoa; Chordata; Mammalia; Chiroptera; Mormoopidae. The transcript has 8 exons. The record is from RefSeq and is a predicted model, not a curated record. Bases 14 to 847 code for a protein of 277 amino acids.